Messenger RNA from Filobasidium floriforme, 974 nucleotides. RefSeq lists its product as uncharacterized. The record is from RefSeq and is a predicted model, not a curated record. NCBI's taxonomy places the organism in Eukaryota, Fungi, Basidiomycota, Tremellomycetes, Filobasidiales, Filobasidiaceae. The transcript is spliced from 3 exons. The coding region runs from base 111 to 914 and encodes 267 amino acids.
CUUCCCUCAAAGCAGCCAGGCAUAACAGAAAGCUAGGGCUCGUUAAUCUGCGAGAGAGAAAAAAAAGUCCGAACACAACGUCCGGACGGAACAACUGCGAAGCCAACGCCAUGAACCCGACAUCCUCAUUUCAUCGUCUGAGCUGGGCAUUCGGGACGUUGAGAUCAGCUGCACCCCGAGCAUCGAGUAGCCGUCAAAUUCCACGUCCAUCCCGCCGAACCCUCUCCACCCGUCCUCGAGCUCAAACCCCAGCCGACCUCCAGAAGAACAACCCCUUCUACGUCCCCCCUCCAGGCCCUGACGACAUUCCUCCCAUCUCCGCCCGCUUAAAACCCCUCAUCCCAUUCUUCCUCUACUGGACGGCUCUUACCUCGUUAGCGUUCCACUUGAUGCAAGUGCGGACGCAUACUAAAGAAGAACUCAGCCGGAAAGAGGCCCAGUUGACGGUCCUCGAGAACUUGGUGGAGAGGUACAAGAAUGCCGCGGGAGCAUCCGGUGAUAAUUCAAGGACAAUAGUGGAUGAAGAAGAGGUGGAUAGGGAAUUACGGAUGGUAGGGCUUCGAGAACGUUUAAAACCUACAAGCACGGGAACAGAGGAAGGGAUGGAGCGGUUAGAAGAAGAAUUCGUCGAGGGCAGGACGAUCGGGUGGAAAGAAGUCUUCUUUGGGCGGAAAUCGACCAAGUUGUCAGAAGAAGAGCAAGAGAGUGCGGCCAAGGCCGAGUGGCAGCAAGUACUCAACGCCGCAUCGACUCACUCGAACCCCCCAUCAUCAUCAAACACCCCAAAGAGGGACUACUCGGGUUUGGACUCCAAGAUGCCAGAAAUACCUACCUCUUCAGCCUCAUCAACAACGACAACGACAACAAUAACGGAAGGUGCACGGAGAGCGCCUUCCUCGGCUGUGUAUAUGUGAUCCUUCUCGUGUGACUACAUCGUUAUCUAUCGAUCUAUCGAAUACAUGAAAUGGGCGUGC